AAACUAAAUAUGCUGUAAAUGAAACACAACGGAACAGACCUAACCUCUAAAACAUUUCAAAUUUCAAACUCUUCUUGCGCCGUUCCACGCCGCUGGCCUUCCACCCACACCGCCGCCGCGUCGAGGAGACUGGAGUCUACUCCGUCGGCUGCUCGCAGACUUUCGCAGAAAUGGAACGUUUUUUUUCUAAAAAACGCGGAGGUCAAUCUUCAUGUGAUUCAGUUACACCCGCUAUUGAAACAAAUGUAGAAGCUGAAACGAAUGUAGAAGAUGAAACAAAUUUUGAUGAAUACAUUCGUGAUCCGGGGUUAAGAAAGUCAAUUGAGGAGUUUCCUAUUGCUUAUCGUGCUCGCUUGACCGUUUCAUUAGAUGUUACUCGUUUUUUGUUGAAGCAAGGAUUGACUUUUUGUGGACAUGACGAGUCAGCUAGUUCUUCAAAUCGAGGUAAUUUUCUUGAGCUGAUUCAAUGGUAUGGUGAUCAUAAUGAUAUUGUUUCCAAGGUUUUGGGUGAACAUGCUCCUGAUAAUAAUCAAAUGACAUGUCCAAAAGUUCAAAAAGAGUUAGCACAUGCUUGUGCUUUAGAGGUCACACUUGCGAUAAUUAAUGAUCUUGGAGAUAAAGUGUUCACCAUUUUGGUUGAUGAAGCUCAGGAUAUUUCAACGAAAGAGCAAAUUGGUCUCGUUUUAAGAUAUGUGAAUGAUAAAGGAUGUGUGGUUGAAAGAUUUAUUGGACUUGUUCAUGUUGCUAACACUUGUUCACAUUCUUUGAAACAUGCAAUAGAUGAUUUAUUUGUGAAACAUGGUUUAUCACAGUCAAAAUUGAGAGGACAAGGAUAUGAUGGAGCUUCAAAUAUGAGGGGUGAGUUUAAUGGAUUGAAAGCCUUAAUUUUGGAAGAAAAUCCUUAUGCCAUGUAUGUUCACUGUUUUUCUCAUCAACUUCAGUUGGUUGUUGUGGCUGUUGCUAAGAGUAUCAUGGCUGUGAAUGACUUUUUUAGUUAUAUCUUCAUGAUAGUGAACACCACUAGUGCAUCUUGCAAAAUAAAAGAUCAACUACUGAUGUUAGAACAUGAGAGAUUAGUGAAAGAACUCAAUGAUGAAGUAAGGAUGAGAGGAAGAGGCCAAAAUCAAGAAACUAGUUUGGCAAGACCGGGAGAUACUCCAUGGGGCUCACACUAUUUUACCUUGCUUCGUUUAUGUUUUAUGUGGCCUUCAGUUGAUAAAGUUUUGGAACAUGUACGUGAUGAUGCCACAAGUUCUGAUAUUAGAAGCACUGCAAGAGGUUUGCUUAGAAAGAUGAAUAGUUAUGAGUUUGUGUUUGUGAUGCACUUGAUGAAAUAUCUAUUAGGAAUCACAAAUGAACUGUCAUUUUCUUUACAAAAGAAAGAUCAAAAUAUCGUGCAAGCCAUAUCAAUGAUUGAUACUGUGAAAGUUCAAUUACACGACUUCAGAAUGACUGGAUGGGAGAUGAUUUUGGAGGAAGUCAAUAGAUUUUGUGAGGUGAAUGCUAUUCCUUUGAUUCAUAUGGAAGACACUAUAACCCGACCUGGUUACAAGAGGCAAAGCAUCACAAAUGAUCAUUAUUAUCGUGUGGAGAUUUUUAAUGAGGUUGUUGAUCUAACACUACAAGAGCUAAACACUCGAUUUUCCGAAGCUAGCACUAAUUUGCUUAGAUGCAUGGCAUGUCUUGAUCCGAGAAACAAUUUCUCUCAAUUUGACAUUGAUCAACUCAUGCAUUUGACUACUUUCUAUCCCGAAGACUUUGGGCCAGAUGAUUGUCUAUGUCUUCCACAACAACUCCGAAAUUUCAUAGCAUUUGUUCGGCGUGAUCCUCGAUUUUCAACAAUUAGCAAUUUGGGAAGUCUUGCUCAAGAAAUGGUUAAAAGUGGUAAUCAUUUAGUUUUUCAAUUGGUUUUUCGAAUGAUUGAGUUGACAUUGGUUUUACCUGUAGCUACUGCUUCUAUUGAGAGAGCAUUUUCUGCAAUGAAGAUUAUUAAGACUGAUUUGCGAAAUCGUAUGAAAGAUGAGUGGAUGAAUGACAGUUUGGUCGUGUAUAUUGAGAAGGAAGUUUUCUCAACAAUUGACAACGAGAAGAUUUUGCAACGUUUUGAGUCAAUGAGUACACGUCGAAAUCAAUCGUCAUUGCUUUCUCAAACAGAAUCGACUAGCUCGAGUUCGCCAAGUAUCUAUUCAUAGAUUAUUUAUAAUGUAAUAGACAUUUAAUGAAUGAAACUAUUGUACAUUUUUAUUAUUAUGGUUGAACUUAGGGAUGAUAA
Molecule: messenger RNA, 2272 nt
Organism: Salvia miltiorrhiza (redroot sage)
Lineage: Eukaryota; Viridiplantae; Streptophyta; Magnoliopsida; Lamiales; Lamiaceae
Exons: 4
Coding region: 171-2192 (673 amino acids)
Molecular function (GO): protein dimerization activity
Source: RefSeq, a predicted model, not a curated record